Toxorhynchites rutilus septentrionalis is the source of this 10581-nucleotide messenger RNA. It is a transcript of the gene Hsepi, whose product is annotated as D-glucuronyl C5-epimerase B. Gene Ontology annotation, molecular function: heparosan-N-sulfate-glucuronate 5-epimerase activity. NCBI's taxonomy places the organism in Eukaryota, Metazoa, Arthropoda, Insecta, Diptera, Culicidae. The transcript has 5 exons. Bases 578 to 2296 code for a protein of 572 amino acids. Gene Ontology annotation, biological process: heparan sulfate proteoglycan biosynthetic process. The record is from RefSeq and is a predicted model, not a curated record. Gene Ontology annotation, cellular component: Golgi apparatus.
CCGUCAAUUGGUAUGAUUGGAAAGGAGUGCUCACCUGGGGAAAUCGAUUAGCAGGCAGACGGAAGUACAUGAAAUAUCCAGGAAAUAUAAAAUCGACUUUGUUUUGUGCGUGAACAAGAAAUAAAAGAUUCCACGGUUUUAAAACAUGCAAUGAAUGUGACUAAAGAGAAUGUGUUGUGAUUUGGUUAGAAAUGGGUGCUGCUGUAUUUCGUGAGAGCAUUAAUUUUUCAGCUGACAGUUUUUGUUUUGUUUACAAGUUUGCCUAGGGCUGGAAAACAGCAGUGUGCAAGGGGUGUAGACAGGCAGGCAAGGCACAGCAAAUCGAUUUGUGUUUGUGCUUCGUAUGGGGGUGCUGCUGCUGCUGCUUUGGGAAAAAUGAACCGAGCAAUCGGAGUAAAAUUCCGCAACAAAUUAGUGUUCGUUCAAGAUAAAUCACAAUAACUCUCGAUGACCAUUACGUUGCGGAACGGUUUCAGCGCUCCUGCUCGACAUCAUAAAUAUAAAUGAAAAGAUUCCCAAAAGAACUAAAUGAACUAGUCCCAAUAAUAACCAAGUAAAGACAAGAUUCUUCCUUGUAAUGAUGCGCCUCAACCUGAAGUUUUUGCUGAUAUGUCUGUGCUUCGCGGUGUUCCUGAUCACGUUCACGUUAUGGUCAAAUUGCGGUGGCGAUUUGACCUUCGCGCGGGGGCUCGUGCCCAAAUGGAACAACCACCGAUACGAUAGUGCAGACAAUCAGCUCGAGCUGACGGAGGAGAUUGACUGCGUCAUCAACCAGGAGUACACAAUCGGAUGCCGCCGGGAGGGGGAGGAGGUGUAUCUGCCGUUCUCGUUCCUGACCAAGUACUUCGAGGUGUACGGUUCGCUCAACACGGUGGACGGUGCGAAGCGAUUCGAUUGGUCGCACAGCUAUGGGAAGGUUAACAACCCGAAGGGAGCAUACGAUCCGAAGGGGAUAUUCAUGUAUUUCGAGAAUUACAAUGUGGAAAUGCGCGACCGGGUGAAGUGUAUAAGUGCAAUUGAGAAGGUACCAAUUUCAACGCAGUGGGAGAGUCAAGGUUACUUUUACGCAACCCAGAUAGCGCAAUUUGGAUUGUCGCACUACAGCAAGAACUUGACGGAACCGGAACCUAGGCGGAAGAUCGUCGAAGACGGAGAGAAAGCGCUGGCAGAGUGGAAAGUGCCUAAAAAUAGUUCGCUGAGCAGGUCGUACCUGAAGGAAAAGGAUACGACUGUGGUGCAUUUUUCAACGGGGAGACACUUUGAAAAUGCCAUCACGCUGCCUAUGUAUCACGUGCUCGAUCUGGUGAUGAGUGUGAAUAUUUUGCUGCGACCGAAUUCGAGCUUUACGGUGACGCUGCAGAACCGGGAAACCCAAAAGCUGUACAAUGUUAUUUAUAUAUUAGCGGAUUUGAUGAUAAGCGUGCAGGACGAUAAUAUUUACUACGGGAUUGGACUGAAUAGUACCUCCAGCUGGCGUACAUUGACGAGGGAUUUAUUUGUGGAUUUGCAGAAAGGUUUGCCACAGUUUAUAAAUACCGAGAAACGAAGAAAGAUGCGACGAACAGAGUUGAAGGUGGUGGAAAUAUCGUUUCUAGGAAACGGUAGCUUUGACAAUUUGACGCUUUCGACAAGUGAACAUAUCAGCCAUUUUUACGACGCUGCAGAAUGGUUGAUCCGACAUCAGGAUCAAAGUACCGGCGGAUGGCCGAUUCCUGUUCGGCGAAAGUUGGGUUCAGGUUUCGGGGAGCUGUCGCGUGGAUGGUAUUCGGCAAUGUCCCAGGGGCAUGCAAUUUCACUUCUAGCCCGGGCGUAUUAUCAUUCCAAGGGAGACAAGCGGUACCUGAAGGCUGCGCUGGAUGGGUUGAAACUGUUUAGGAUACCUUCCUAUCAAGGUGGAGUGUUGGCUACGUUUCUGGGAAAAUAUGCCUGGUACGAGGAGUAUCCAACAACGCCGCCCUCGUUCGUACUUAAUGGUUUUAUAUAUUCGCUGCUGGGACUGUAUGAUCUCAAUUCGACAGCCCCCGCAAAUCACUCGAACGAAGCGGCUGCACUGUUCGAGCAAGGCAUGGUUUCGUUGAAAAAGAUGCUGUUACUUUUUGACACAGGAUCAGGCACAAGCUACGACUUGAGACACUUUACGCUGGGGAUUGCGCCCAAUCUAGCGCGCUGGGAUUACCACGCGACGCACGUGAAUCAGCUGUUGCUACUGGCCACGAUCGAUCCGGACCCCAUAAUCGCCCAAACUGCCGAAAGGUGGAAAAAUUACAUGCUUGGUAAGCGAGCGCAGCACAAUUAGUGUUUAACGUUAAAGUGAACCGAAACAAUGGCUCUUCCUCUUCCUCCUAAUGCCUUAACAUGUAAGUACACAAUGAUGAGAUGGAAAUAACAAGAAAAAAAAGUAGUCAAAUGCAAAAAGUACAAUGCAUUGUAGUCUUUGAUAUUAAGGGAAAAAAUCACAAACACUUAGAUCGACACAGGACACAGGUUUUGUAGGAAAUCUAUCACUUUAUAACAUUGGAGAGGUCACUUCUUCCUUGGUGCCCCGUUAGGAAACGACGGUUGUUCGAAUAGAUGCAGGAAACACGUACACAUCUUCUCAUGAAGGACCACCACACGAAUGGAACACUCACUAAACUCAAACAAUUGUUGCGCUCUUGUAUCGAUAAAGUUAAUAAAAAGGAAACUUUGCGUGGAAGCAAACAAACGACGCAUAAUUGUCUAACACAUUGGUUAGUAGAAUAGGUAGUGUAGAAUGAUGUAGGGUAUUAGAAUAGAAACAAACUGAAAAUGAUAGUGAUUGUGAUCGUUAACGAGAAGUGCGCGCAUUUUUGUUCCGAGGCCAGAGAAUUGUGUAAAUAAAAGGAACUAGUUGUUGCUCGGGUCGGAUUUGGGAAAGUUGAAUGUUUUCGAAGUUCGUUGUUGAUACGAGGAAAGGCAACCAUUUUCAGUACCGGAUGAAACACAUCACAAAGAUUGAUUUCUUGCCGUCUAUUAGCUUUUGUUGAAAUGUUUUUUUUUAUAUUGUAGGAUGAAUUUGCCUUGCAAUUUUUAUGAGUGUACAUUUGUUUAUUAAGUAAUUAGGUAGUGUAUAAUAUUGUUGAGCGAUAUAUUAUUUAUUAUCUAGAUUAGUGUUGUACAUUUUUCCAUAACAAUUAUGAUUUCUUAGAAAAGACUCCUUUGUUUAAUUUUCAAUGCUAAGCGAUGCCUGGAUAAUUCAAUACGAGAACAAUACAUAUUGUCUAAUUAUUACAAGAAUACACCGAAAUAUAAAUAUUAAUUAUUAGAAGAGCUUCUCAAGCAAGCGAACAAUCCCAAAAAAAAUAGACGCAUGUAGCAGUUUCAAAGGAAUUUGUUACGAGCUGGUAAAUGCUUAGGAUAAUAGUAAGUGCUCAAAUGGAUAGGCGUGGUAAAGUUCAUAUGGACUAUUAAUUGAAACGAGUAUUCAUUCCCUCAUACUGGAUCUUUUUUAUUGUUUCAUACGCACACGAAAUCAACCAUUCCAAUGAGUACUUUUUUUUUGUUAUUUUUCCUGUUGACGAAUCUCGCGCCAACUCGACCAGAUGUUGGCAUGACCCGCUCAGAACCUAAAGAAACUUUCUGGGCGUGAAGACCUUACCUAAUAAAGUACCUUGGCAUACUUAGUUUUCCGAAAAUUUACCUAUACUAACAUAUAUCAUUUUUUUUACUAGAAACUGGUAAGUCCUACAAAAAAGUGAUCUAUGGAAGAGUUUUAGGAAAAUAAUUGAAUUUUCAGAAAUAAAAAUUCUGAAAAAAUAUUUUUUGAAAUCCUACACUGAAAAAAAAAUGUUUUAAAAAUUAAAAGUCGAUUUUCUCAAAAUGGUCAUCUCAGAUUUUGAUGAAAUGGUAGAUAAAUAUGUGCCCUACAACUCUUCCAUACAUCACAACUUGUGCACAUUUAAGGCAAAAAAGUUUUUCUUACAAAUACUCUUUCAAUAUUUUAUUGAAAUUAAGUUUAUUUCUUCUUCCAGUGCAGAAAGCCAACCCAAAAUAAAAAAAAAAUCUCUGUAUAUAUUAUGAACUUUUUUUCAUAUUUUGAAUUAAUAUUUAUGAACAUGCGGUUAGAGGAGACGAAACAAAUGAUGCUUGAUGCAUUUUUAUGUGUAUUGUAUGAUGAUUCGACGCGCCAGGAUACUGCAAUUCUGCGAUGUCGUGAGCAGUGCCAACAAUUCAUGGUCGACAUGCACGCAAAGGUAGAGAGUAAACGACUGCGAUUCCUACGACACAAUAAACAGGAGCGGCGCGAUGAAGAAUACAUUUACUUGCGAGACGCUAUCAUGAGCAAUACCGACACAGCCUUUGCUAUCGCCAGAUAGGAACGCAAUACACAUGACAUCACAACACGAUGUUUGAACGGGAAGUGAAGUAUCGGUAGAAUGGCAAACGCGAGGAUUAUCUCAUACACACAUUUUUAGUUUGGUUAGUGGAAAAGACGGGUGGGUAAUGUCGGGGACAUAACCGGAAAGACGCAGGACUACACCAAGGGGUGUCCAUUGUUCAAAUAUCAUGGAGCACAGAUCCCAGAAUUACCAACUUUUCAUGCACAAAAUUACAGAAAAAAAUCAUAGGAUAGAAUAAAACCCCAGCACACAAAUUUUGUUUUUUUUUGUAUUGGCACCCUAAAACACUCAAACGCGAUGCAAAUGGUUUAUUGUUCAACCGGCAACUAACACACACUUGAUGGCAAGCAUAUCGUAAUAGGAAUUUACCGUCUGGUAUCGUGAUAUAAUUUGGAUUUGCAUUCCUCAUAAAUAACUGUGUUCUACUAGUCAAUCCCUUUCACUUGAUACCCAUAUUGAUGGGGUUUAGAGAAAAUAUGUAAUCCGCCAUUUUGUAGUGUCCGCCAUCUUGGAUUUUCAAAAUCAUGAAAUACGCAGUUUUAUAAUGACUGCAGCGAUAAAGGUGUGUUCCAAAUUUCAGAUCAAUCGGUCAACAGAAAGGGGGUACAAAUAUGUCACAGCUAAAUAAAACCUUUUGAAAACUCAAGCAUUCGUGCGCGAUUAGCCUCUCCUUCGCCCGGCGCGACGCUUCCACCCCUUUUAACACACUUCGAUAGGCUCUCCUGCUCCAUAUCCCAUAGAAACUUCUGUCUCGCCCUCUUGCGGUAUCGCACCGCAUAAAUCGCCUGCAAAUGCAUCGAUAACUCUUAUGCUGAAAACCAAUCUCAAGAUAGCGUCCUUCCUGCUAGGCGACCGAUGAUAGAAUGUGGCCAAGCAGGUAAGGUAAGGUAUUGUAUUAUAGAGACUUUAAACUUUUUCAGUUCAUUCGUCUCUAGUCUUGAGAAAGGCCGUUGGAAAAGUUUACUCUACUCCAGCACCACUCCUCCACCCUCUUGCCUUGGGAAAGGCACUCGAUCCCUCGCCGUCCAGCUCGUCCAGUAACGAUGUUGUCCAGUCGGUGUCCACGCAACGAAACACCACCAUCGCUGUCUUUAUAUAGCCAUAUAGUUACCGUUGUAGCGACCGCCUAUAUUUAUUUAUUAUUUCUUUUUCGUCCCCCACCUUCACUUUGUCCAUACGUUUUUCCCGUAUCCGUAGUUGCUUGUAAUGAAUAGCUGUUUGCUGCGGGAGCGCAGACAAAAUGUAUGGGAAAGUAGGGAUUUCUUUCUUCCAAUUUUUCAUCAAUUUGAACUUUAUAUGAGUUGAAAACCCGUAAUGUGUAGCAUGCAAACAAUUGCUGAGGAUAUUUCCUAUCAAUGUGUGUAUUUGGAACCAAAAUCCAUUCAUUAGUUGUGGAGGUAUUUAACGUUCAAAAACCAAACACUUUUUCUCACGGAAAUAUUGAAAUGAUCCCCUAUAUUGAACGGUUAGACGUAGGCCUACGUCAAAAAAUGGGCGGGUUAUAUCUAUGAUAUAACCGCAAGGCUGACGUGGGACUACCUCAGCUUAGCAAUUAUUUUUUUGUAUUGAUUUAAUUUUUGAUUGAAUGAAUCAAUUUCCGAAUUCAAUUGAAUUCAAUAUAUUUGCUUUGUAAGUAAAAAGAUUGUAUAAUGCCAUGUGAGGUCAAUUCAUGCAUUUGGAUAGAUUAUGUUCUUCGUUACAAGUAAAUUUAAUGACAGUCCUUUUACGUUUGGUAUGAUGACAUCUUGGUUUUGAAAUCUGUGUUAGCAUUCAGUCGGAACAAAAAUGCCCCCGAUUUGCAUAUAUUUACAAUUCCGAGUUCCCCAGACACCUUCGCUUAAAAAUCUAUAAUAGGUAAACACAUUUCAGUCGGAAUAAAAAUGCCCCGAAUCGCAUGUAUUUGCAAUGCCAAUUUUCCCACGCUCCUUGGAUUUAAAGUCUGUGUUAAAGAAACACAUUUCAAUCGGAAGAAAAAUACAGCCGACCUGCAUGAAUUUGUAAUGCCAAUUUCCCCAGACACCUUGGUUCUGAAGUUUGUGUUGGGGAAACACAUUUCAGUCGGAACAAAAAUGCCCCCGACUUGGAUGUAUUUGCAAUACCAAUUUCCCCACGCUCCAUGGAUUUGAAGUCUGUGUUAGGGAAACACAUUUCAGUCGGAAUAAAAAUACUUUCAUGACCUUCAUGUAUUCGUAAAGCGGAUUCCCCCAGGCACAUUGAUUUUGAAGUCCGUGUUAGGGAAACACAGCUUGGUUGGAACAAAAAUACCCCCUACUUGCAUGUAUAUUUGCUAAGCGGAUUCCCAGAGGUACAUUGAUUUUGAAGUAUGUGUUCGGGAAACCGUGAAUUGGGCCAAUCAAAACUAGGCAGUUAGGGCGUUUAGAUAACGCUUGACAUUUCACGGUUAUUCAAUUGUUUAUCUAAUGAAAAAUAACAUUUUGUUCAUUGCGAUAGGAGCAUAGAAAUAUUCCGUAUCAAUUGAUGCCACCAUCUUUCCGAACCAGUCAUAAAUGUUCGAGUUAAAAGCAUUUGGAAUCUUUCAUUUUUUCCUUCAUGUUCUGUGUUUAGGUUUUCAUUUCACAACCCCCCCCCCCAUAUACUCCGGUUAGACGUAGUCCCACGUCAAAAAUACGCUCGAUGAAAUCGAUAAUGUAUUUUUUUCGACUCCUGAUCCUACUACAGAUGAAUUACUCACUCUAUUCUGAAAUCCGAGAUCGAGUCAGAAUUACUCGAAUAUGACAACCUUGCCAUGUGUUUAUACCAAAAAUCAUAAAUCACUGCGAGUGGAGAAAAAUUUUGAACGAAAAUUGUAUCUGAUAAUGAUUUUAAAUUAUGGACAAAGCUUUGACUGAGAUGCAAGAAAAUUUAUAGAAAAAUAGUUAAGUCAGGGUCAUGUCUUCUAAGUACAGUAUGUUACAUCUAAUUUGACAUCUAGCUAAUUGGACAGACCUGUAAUGCAACACGUUUAAUUGAACAUUUUUGUAAACAUAGAGUUCGGAACCUAAAUUAUUGCCCCACAUUGAAAGUCGCCACCAGACGUCAAUACUGUACCACUGUCAUAGCGAUUGUCCAAUUACCAUGUAUAUAUGUUAACUUAUAUUCUAAGAGAUACAAUCAUCAUAUAUUUCCAAUUUUUUCUUUUCAUCUAACAUUUUGAAUUUGAAAACUUUUAGCUGCUAUUUUCAUCUACAGGAAUAAUGCAAUGAAAUUUUUGUGUUCCCGAUAUUGUUUUCGUAUGAUUGAAUGGUUCCUCACUUGCCUUUUCUGUAUGCUGUUCUUUGGAUACGUAACAGGAAUUCAACUCCGUGAUACAUUUGUCAUUUUGUUUAACUGCCCAAUCAUAAAGAUCUAGUGCUGUUUGGAUUGUGUUUCCGUAAUUUUGGGCAAGACUUGCUCUCUUUGCCAUUCGUUUUAGUGUCCCUCCUAUUGUAUCACAGGGUCCUUUCCCGAGGGAGGUGGCAAAGAAAUGCCAUUCUGAUUCGAGUCCGUAAACUUUUUUGAAAUUACACAGGCUGGCGAAAUUCUUUUUGUUUUUGUAGUGUGCUGCCAAAGGAGCGGACAUGAGAGUCAUUUUAGUAAAAUCGAUUAUUUUUCUGACAAAUUCUAUCAACUUUUCUAUAAACAACUGCACAGCCACAGUGUAGUGUGUUAAAACUUCUAAAAUAAUUAUGAUGCUUACGUUUUAUAGUUUACCAUAUUUUUGUAGUAUAUUUCAAAUGGCUGAAUAGUUGCUUGCGAGUUAUUCCAGUGAUAACCCUGUGCCGCAUUUUGAAUUAUGAAUGGAUAAUUCUCUGAAAAAUCACAAUUUCUUGCGUCAAAGAUUCUUUUUUUAUUUCGCAAAAAAGCAGACUGCUGUUCGUAAAUAACGUCAUGCUCUAUGAGUUUGUCUACUUUAUCAGCGAAAUACGGCACAAAUUCAUCGAUUAGUUUUAAAAUCGUUCGUUGAAAUCAGCCAUUUGAUGAAAAACGAUUUCUUCUUUUCCGCUGUCCUUUAAUAGAAGAGUUGUUUCUUCAUGAAUUGAUGACUUAGAAACACAAUCCAACCAACACUAGAGCUUUAUGAUUGAGCAGUUAAACAAAAUGACAAAUGUAUGUAAAGGCAAGUGAACUUGAGGAUCUAUUCAAUCACGCGUAAACAAUAUCGGGAACACAAAAAUUUAUUCCUGUAGAUGAAAGUAAAAUCGCAGCUAAAUGAUUUUCAAAUUCAGUAGAUGACCCCAAAAUCUUCAAAAUGUUAGAUUAAAAGGAAAAAUAUGAUGAUUGUAUCUCUUAGAAUAUAAGUUAACAUUUACAUGUUAUAAGAUCAAUGAAUAAAAAUGAAUUUAAUGUAGAAAAAAAGGCAUAAGUUUUAUUACAUUUGAUUUGAACUAGAGACCUCUGAAACACUCAUUCAACAUUUUUAUUAUUAUUGUUUAUUUUUUAUUUUGGGUUGGCUGUCUGCACUAAAAAAAGAAAUAAACCUAAUUUCAAUAAAAUAUUGAAUAAGUUUUUGUUAGAAAAACCUUUUUGCCUUAAAUAUGCACAAGCUGCGAUGUAUGUAGUUGUAAGCCAAAUAUUUAUAUCUACCAUUCCAUCAAAAUCUGAGAUGACCAUUUUAAGAAAAUCGACUUUUAGUUUUUGAAAUCGAUUUUUUUCAGUGUAGAAUUUCAAAAAAUAUUUUUUUUUGUAUUUUUUUCUGAAAAUUCAAUUAUUUCCCUAAAACUCUUCCAUAGAUCUCUUUUUUGUAGGACUUACCAUUUUCGAGCAAAAAAAAAAUAUAAAAAAUGAUGAAGAAUAUGUUAGUCUAGAUAAAUUUUCGGAAAACUAAGUAUGCCAGGUUGCUUAAUCAGGUAAGUUCUUCAUGCCCAGAAUGUUCCUUUGAGUUCUGAGAGGGUCAUGCCAACAUCUGGUCGAGUUGGUGCGAAAUCCGGCUAUAACAUAAACUCCGCGCAAGCUAACUACUAACUAACUAACUUUCUAGGAAGCAUAUUACUUGUAACACAACCAAUUAACAUACUGAGCUAAAAGCUGUUGGACUUAAUUAGAAUGAGUAUAACUUUAGAGUGUCAGAAUUUGUGUGUUCUACUUGCACAGCCUAUCUAUACUUGGGUUACGUCUCAAAAUUUUACAAAACUCUCGAUAAGAAAUAAUAACUACGAAAGACUGUUAACAACUACGAAUUAGGUUUUGUAAUCAAGGGCUUGAACGAACAUGUUUAAAUGAAAAAAAAGAAACCCACAACCUUGAUUUUCGAUUUCAGUUAAACUGAUUUUGAACUAUCAAUACGUAUCAUUAUAUUCUAAUACGGAUGUUACGUUAUAGUGCGUUUUAAAAAGACAAUAAAAGUUUUGGAAGAAAAAGUUGUAGAGAUAAACACUUUAGAAAAAAAAAGACACCAACAAUGUCGAGUUAUACUUUUUUAUAUCACGAAUAAAGUAAGCAAAACAAACAAACUGUAGUUUCACACGUUUCCGCAUUCGAUAACUCCAAACCAGACUAGUUGAAAAUGAACAGCGUAAAUGAUGCUUUACUCGAAAGUGCGCGAGAGUGGUUAGGUUAAAUUUGCGGCGUCGCGAUGCGAUUCGAAGCUACCUAUACCUUAAAAAUGAAAAAAAAUCAUAAAAAAAGGCAAACAGCGAACUCAUACAAACACAAUUAACACAAAUAUUUAAUCAAUAACUGUACAAAAAUACACUUGAGAAAAUAAAAAAAACGUGAACAAGUAGAUAAAUGUGAUUGAACAGACAAUUUUAAAUUUUUGUAUCGCAACACCAGGCCAGAGAUGCGACUGAGUGACUCAAAUCAAUUAAUGACAACUCUAUCCGAUCGUAAUAUCAAUACCAACAAUUGCACGCAAACCAAACCAGUUCCUCAAAAAAAAAGUGUGUUUUUUCAAGUGAAAUUUAGCCGGCCUCAACCACACGAAUGAUAACUGCAACUGUUUCACUCAAAAUGAUGCCAGUUGCCGUUUUUGAAUAAACCACGCAAACUCACUACGAGUAUCAGAAUACAUUUUUUUAACAAUCUUGUAACUAGUAGGGAACACACACCACAAAAACAAAAACAAAAAAACAUGCAAAUGCAGCACUUAAUUGUACCACAAGAGCGAAAAAAACAUGAUGAUGCUUCAGAUGUGAGCAAACCACAGUAAAAUCAAUGUUCAAACCACUACCAAAACCGAACCGCAUGUCAAUACAAGAAAUGAAACCAACCAUGAGAAAAUAAAAUUAUGAUAAAAAAACUAAAA